AUGGCGAGUAUACACACUAUAGGAGCUUGUGUAUUCAUUAGUAUGAAUAAGAAUGAGAAUCUGAACGGUAAAUACUGCACAAAAAACUGCCAAACCGGAACUUGCCAAUGCAACUGCAGAAGUGAAGGAGGUCAAACUUGUGAUCCUGACAAAUGUACAUCUACUAACUGCCAAUGCUGUAAAGACAAUGAUGGUGGUGCUAUAUCCUCUUUUAACACAUUCACAUCCCAGGGUUUAAUGAUAGUCUUGGCCUUUACUGGAGAUGGUUACCUUAAGACUUAUUCUAGGUAUGAGAAUGAUAGGAGAUACUGGACAUGGAGUGGAAUGUGGGUAGCAUGCAAGAGUGUUAAGUCCUCCUUUACCACUAAUGUCAGAUGCAAAGUUUUAGGUAAAUCAGAGGCUCUCCUAAUUGUCUAUGAAGAUCAGGAAUUUUAG
Molecule: messenger RNA, 435 nt
Organism: Theileria equi strain WA
Lineage: Eukaryota; Apicomplexa; Aconoidasida; Piroplasmida; Theileriidae
Exons: 3
Coding region: 1-435 (144 amino acids)
Source: RefSeq, a predicted model, not a curated record